Molecule: messenger RNA, 675 nt
Organism: Aspergillus aculeatinus CBS 121060
Lineage: Eukaryota; Fungi; Ascomycota; Eurotiomycetes; Eurotiales; Aspergillaceae
Product: ribonuclease H family protein
Exons: 2
Coding region: 1-675 (224 amino acids)
Molecular function (GO): nucleic acid binding
Source: RefSeq, a predicted model, not a curated record
AUGCCGCCACCGCAGAUUCUGAUUAAGCGAGCCACCGAGGACGCCUGCCUCCGGGUUAUAGCAUCACCGUUCUACCACCGAGCCCUACUCCCAAUCCGACGGGCCCACCCCAACAGACGCCGUCCCGGUGGCCCGGAAACCGAUCCGGCCAUAUCACCGCUGAACCGCCUGAAACACCGACUGGCCCGAGACCUCGGGCUUAACCCGGGCAUUCCGGUGCCCAUCGAAACCGUCGAACCGAUACUAGUUCCACCGAAGAAAGCCCUUCGAAAAUAUACUCUUCUAUCCCCCACCGUUCUCCCCGCGUACACCGACGGCAGCGGCCACUCCGAUGGCAUCGGCGCUGCAGCAGUAAUCCGCAAUAAGAACCAAAUCAUGCCGGUUAGCCGAGAGGACACCCACACAGUAUACUCUACGGAACUAACUAGCAUCAAACUCGCCCUGGUCCUCGCUGAAGAGGAGCCCGACACGCCCAUCCACAGAAACACUGUUCCCCGGGUGGUGUCGACCCUGGCUACUCCCAAGUCUAAGUUAGUAGUAGUUCUCACCGAUAACCAAGCAGCUAUACGGGCCUGCGCUGAGCCCCGGCGCCAAUCGGGCCAGGCAAUUAUUAAAAGAGUGGUCAACCGGCUCGACCGCAUGCCGGAGGCCGGUUGGCAGAUACGCCUCCAGUAG